Necator americanus (New World hookworm) is the source of this 357-nucleotide messenger RNA. RefSeq lists its product as uncharacterized. Bases 1 to 357 code for a protein of 118 amino acids. Gene Ontology annotation, molecular function: nucleic acid binding. The record is from RefSeq and is a predicted model, not a curated record. The transcript has a single exon. NCBI's taxonomy places the organism in Eukaryota, Metazoa, Nematoda, Chromadorea, Rhabditida, Ancylostomatidae.
AUGGUGGAUCCUUUCGUGAAAGGUGAAAUCCAUAAAAAGGUCAUGCUGAGCGUCUGGUGGGGAGUUCAUGGAAUCUACCGUUUCGAAUUGCCGCCGGACAACACGAAAGUUACUGCCGAGGUCUGCCUCGCUCAACUGCAAAGACUGGCCGAUAAGAUCCACAGGGAACACUCGAAGCUCGACAACGUUCGCCUGCUGCACGAUGACGCGCGCCCUCACAUCGCGAAGAAGACUUCCCAGAAAAUUCUGGAGCUCGGAUGGGAAGUUCUACCGCACCCAUCGUACAGCACGGACCUGGCUCCGAGCGACUGCCACCUCUUCCGAUCGCUUCAGCAUCACCUGGAAAAGAAGCGCUAG